Messenger RNA from Tachysurus fulvidraco (yellow catfish), 2856 nucleotides. RefSeq names its product growth arrest-specific 6 (gene gas6). The record is from RefSeq and is a predicted model, not a curated record. Gene Ontology annotation, molecular function: calcium ion binding. Gene Ontology annotation, cellular component: extracellular region. The coding region runs from base 146 to 2101 and encodes 651 amino acids. NCBI's taxonomy places the organism in Eukaryota, Metazoa, Chordata, Actinopteri, Siluriformes, Bagridae. The transcript has 15 exons.
AGAGAGAGAGAGAGAGAUUGUGUAUGUAUCUGUGUGUAGGACAGAGAGAGAACAGAUUAGGGAGGUUUGGCUGAUAGAAACUGUUGUCUGGUGUUUGGACUCUUUGGCUGUAACGGAUUGACUCCCGGAAUCUUGCCGCAGAGCCAUGACUCUGACCCGCAGAGAGCGUCUUCUGUCGGGCUCCAUGUUAAUCCUGCUGUUGGUCGCCAGCUCCUCCGAGUUGUCCUUGUCGCCUGAGGAAGCGAACCAGGUUUUACGGAGACACCGGAGAGCGAACCAGGUUUUUGAGGAAACCAAACAAGGGCAUUUGGAGAGGGAAUGUGUGGAGGAGCUGUGCAGCAAAGAGGAGGCGAGAGAAGUGUUUGAAAACGACCCUGAAACGGACUAUUUCUACCCCAAGUAUUUAGCAUGUUGGGAUACAUUUUCACUCAAGAAGAAGGAAGACCUGGUGACCUGCGUCCACAACAUUCCAGACCAGUGCUCCCCUAAUCCUUGUCAUCACAUAGGGACGGUGCGCUGUGAGGACAAAAAGGGUGAAUUUCAUUGUCACUGCUUCACAGGGUGGACUGGCCUCAGGUGUGAAAAUGAUGUAAACGAAUGCAGUAAAGAAAAUGGGAAAUGUGAUCACGAGUGCAGUAAUUCGGUGGGAAGUUACCACUGUUCCUGUCGCGAUGGUUACAGGCUGUCUGACCGCCACCGCUGUCUGGACGUGGACGAGUGCGUAGACGUUCCUGGUGCGUGUGGCACUGCGCAGUGCAGGAAUCAGCUAGGACAUUACGAGUGCCUGUGUGACGCUGGCUACGUCUACAAUAACGAGACCAAGACCUGCGACGACGUGGAUGAAUGUGAAUCACCUGUGUGUGAGGAGCAGUGUGUCAACACGCCUGGGAGUUUCCGUUGCUACUGUGACGGCAGACAGGGCAAGAAGCUGAGGCACGACCUGCGACACUGUGAGCAUAUCCAGCCUUGUCUGGAGUUGAACAUGAAGAGAAACGCUCGCUCUCUGUACCUGGGCCGGAUGUUCAGCGGAGUUCCUGUGGUCAAGCUACGCUUCAGACGCCUGGUUCAGACUGGCUUCACAGCAGAGUUUGACCUGAGGACAUAUGACACUGAAGGAGUUAUCUUCUUUGCCGGUGGUCACUUAAACAGCUCCUGGAUCGUACUGGCGAUCCACCACGGGAGACUAGAGCUGCAGCUGAAAUACGGAGCUGUGAGCAGGGUGACCAGAAGCGGCCCUUUGGUUAACGACGGGCAGUGGCACAAGAUCUCAGUAGAAGAGCAGGGGCGGAGCCUUGUGAUAAAGAUCGACAGGGAGGCAGUGAUGAAGAUCGCAGUGAAUGGAGAUCUUUUUACUCUGAAGAAAGGCAUACACGAGCUCAACCUCACCGUGGGAGGAGUUCCCUUUAAAGAGGACGGACUGCUCAACAAGGUGAACCCCCGUCUAGACGGCUGUAUGAAAGAAUGGCACUGGUUGACUGACGAAGAUACAUCCAUCCAGGAGACCAUUCGCCAUAACGAACGCAUGCAGUGCUUCUCCAUCGAAGAUCACAUCUCCUUCUUCCCAGGCCAUGGGUUCGCCUUGUUCAAUCACAGCCAUGGCGAUACAAAGGUGCUUAGCGUGCAACUGACCGUACGGCCAGCCUCUACAACAGGAGUACUGUUUGCACUCGUUCGACAAGAUACCGUGCCUUUCUCCAUCUCCCUUUCUGACUACCAUUCUGGUCGUAAGCAGUGGGCAGAGUAUAUAUUAGUGUCCUUCAGCAAUGUCAUCGUGGCCAGUGCUGCAGUCCAGCUGUGUGACUCGGAGACACACACGGUGAACGUGACCGUGGCAGGAAACAGCACCACGCUGGAGGUGGACGGGCAGCUGGGCCUUACGGAAUCUGUGGAGGAUUUGGACUCUCUGGACCUCUCAUCCUCUUAUAGCACCUUUGUUGGAGGCAUACCAGAUGUUUCUCUGGUGUCUACGCCAGUCUCUGCUUUCUACACGGGAUGCCUGGACGUUAAGGUCAACAGCCGUCUCUUGGACAUGGAUGAGGCCCAACACAAGCACAACGACGUCCGCUCUCACUCCUGCCCUCUAGUGGGACCUCACCAGUGAAAAACAAACAGGUUAGCUGGACCAAUCAGAGAUAACUCCAGGGCACCUUAGCUCGACCCUAGCUUAAGCUUAGCCCUGCAACCAAAUGCCUUUAAAAAGAGAACGUUUGAGUAAAACUGAAUUUUAGUUCAAGAGUAAGCUUAAUUUGUCUCUUUAGGACUGGCUGAUAAAGGCCUUACCUAGCCACAUCCAUCAUCUGCAUCGUCUGAAAAAUACAUACUCCUCCUGGUAAAACCAACGCUUCCGUUCAAACCCGGGUUUUAUUCCGACAGAUUCAUUGCAUACUCAUGCCUCUGAUAGUAAAUAAUGUAUACACACUCAAUCACAGACACUGUAAGGUGUAUAAUUUAUAUUAUACUCAUUGAGAAAUAGGUGUACACUUGCAUUAGACAUCUGAAAAAGCACUGCGCCACAACACAAGCUACUGAGAGAGAGAGAGAGUGAGAGAGAUGUAACAUAGUGUAUAUGUAAAUACGUGACUGUACAAUGCUUUUUAAACAAAAGACAAAGACAUUCUGCUACCUUUCCUUCUAGAAUAAAAGGCCUUCGUAUGCCACCAGAGGCUGAGUAGGUGCUCAAAGUCAUUGUUUAUGUAUUUGUUUUUUUUUAAUCACCUGUAUUGUAUUUGACAUUUUGUUUUUAUAAUUCUCUUAUGUUAGUCCUCGGUGCAUUUAGUACUGGGGAAACCUUCAGUCUCUUCUGUCUAACGAGGCUGAGUGCUGUUAAAUAAAUAAAUAAACAAACAAACAAACAAA